AUGAACAGAAUCCUGCUCUUGGUGGCCUUUGCGGCUGGCGUUGUGGCUGCUGGAAGGAUAACUACGAAUCCGGACCGGGUUCAGGGUAUUGACCGCAUGUCCUUGGAGGAUCUGCAGCGCCAAAAGUUCAUCCUGGACAUCGUACAGAACAUUCGCCAGCCGCUGCAGCAGAGUGAGCUCAUCAAUCUGGAUGUGGGUCUGAUUGUUGACGGUCAGCGUUAUCGCGGCGGCAUUGAUGAGGUGAUGCAGCGCGUCAUCGAUCUGGAUCGCCAGCGUCGCCUCCUGGACGAGCACCAGGUGUACUCCGUGGGUCGUUUGGAGGAUGUGCAGCAGCUGCGCGGCAUAUACCGCCUGCUGGUUCGCGCCCAGGACUUUGAUACCCUGCGCCGCAACGUGGUCUACCUGCGCCGCAACAUUAAUCCCGUUCUGCUGAUCAACGCCUUGGCUCUGGCCAUUCGCGACCGCGAGGACACUCGCACCCUGAUCGUGCCCGCUGUCCAGGAGCUGCUCCCCGAACUGUAUCUGGAUGAGGAGGUGAUUCAGCAGGUGCGCGGAGUCCUCAGGGAGCAAACCCAGCGCCCCUCGCUCAUGGACAUUGUGGGUAUGCGCCAGCGGACCAUGAACCCCGUGAUGAGCAUCCUGAUGCCCUGGCGGGAGAUCCGCAUGCAGAUGGCUCUGAGGAAACAGCAGAAUCUCCAGAACGUUUUGGGCCAGAAACGCAUCGUUGUUCGUGCCGAUAACGAGGGACAGAUUGAGGGCACUUCUCUGCUGACGGACGAUAUCGAGUUGCAGAACUUUGUCCAGAAUCUCAUCCAGGAAAUAGCCCUUCUGGACGAUGUAUCCCAGGUGGAGCAAAGCCAACGGAUCAACACUGAGCAACGAGAGGAGCAAUGGAUCGGUCGCAAUCGCGUGCAGUCCCAGGAUUACAACCAGGACAGGUACCUGGGUCAGGAUGUGGACACUGGACGCCUACUGCGCGUGAACCGCCGCCGCCUUCUGGAGCAGCAGGAUCAAGAUCAGGUUCAGAACAUCUAUGGCAACCAGAAGGAUCGUUUCCAGCGACUCCUCCGCCGGGAUGAGAACGAUGAUGACGAUGAUCAGGAUGUUCGCAUGGGUCGUGUCCAGCUGCAGCGUGGAAUCAGCCAGGGAGGUCUCCGCACUGGAGGAGUUCGUAGCCUGCCCACCGUGAGCGUGAACAGUGACCGUCUGCUCCACGUGAGUCGCCGCCGCUUGAAUGCCAUUCAACAGGAUGAGGAGCAGGAUCAGCUGAACGGUCGCCAGCGUUUCAUAGGCUUGGUGCGAGGAGACCGCCUAAGCGAGGGUCGUCGCGUUGGUCAGCUGGAUGAUGUGCGUCAGGAGCGUCAGAACAAGGACCGCAUCUCGACACAAGGUCGCACCUUCGGCGUCCAGCAGGAGCGUCAAACCUACGCCGACCAGCUGGAGAGCGUGAGCCGCGACGAUGAGCGAUUGGUGCAUGUUAACCGACGCCGCCUUAACCAAGACAACCAGGACAUCCAGCAGCAACAGAUUAACUAUCUCCGCAGGGUUGACUCCAUUGGCGAGGGUCGCCGCGUCAUGGGUGAACGCCCCAUUCAGGAUGAGGACAUUCUGAAGCUAAUCCGUGGCGAAAACCGUCUGAAGCUGAUGACCGACGAUGAGAUCCUUGAUAUGCUCAAGAGGAACCGCCAGCAGCGUCUGCAGAAGUACAUAGACGAAGAAGAGAACGAUGACAACGAUGAUGAUGAGGAUGAGAAUGUGGUGCGCCGACAGGGACUACGAAGCCGUCGCAGCCUUCCCAAUCUCCGUCAGCCGAACAGCCGCCGCAGCGAGAUUCUCCUGCACAAUCUUCGCCAGCUGGUGGCCCGCCUUAACCAGGAAAGCAUCGCCCAGAGACAGCUGAUCGAGCGGCAGCAGCCGUGGAUCAACAAUCCCCGUCUGACGCAAUCCGAGCGAUAUGGCCUUCGCCUGAACCAGAUCCGCAUCGAUUCCCAGCGCAGCCGUCAAGUCCUCGCCCAGAUCGGCCAGAUUGAGCAGCGCCUGCAGCAGGUGCUGAGCCAGCUGGAUAACAGCGCGCUGCGGAGCCGGACGAUCGAUCAACGCCAAGUGGAAUCCCUGAUCGCCGAUGACCUGUUGGGUCGCCUUGGCCAGGUGGGCAUCAUGACCCUCAUCCGUCAGGUGGUCCAGGACAACAACGCUGAGCAAAUCGAUCGCAGCGGCCUGGGCAUCCGCCUGAGCGAUCCCGUCGUGCAGUUUACCCUGCGCCAGAUUGUAAGGAUCGUGGACGAAAAGCGCGAUACGAUUCUUGGUGCCUACCCCCAGGAGGAGCUGCAGAUGCGCGGUGUUUUGAUCAAUGAUGUUCGCGUGGACAAGCUGCGCACUCGCAUCGAGGAGCACGACUUGGAUCUGGGCAACUUGGUCGAGCAGCAGGUGCAGGGUAUCCAGCAGGAGAUUGUGGGACGCCAGCGUCGCCUCAACAACAAGGACUUCACCAUUGACAUGGACAUCACCUCGGACCAGGAUCAGCAAGCCAUCAUUCGCGUCUUCCUGGGACCCGCAGAGGAUCAGCAGGGAAGGCAGGGAGUUUCCCUGGCUGAGCGCCGCCGUGACUUCGUCCUCCUAGAUGCCAUCCAAGUGCAGCUGGAAAAUGGACGCAACCGCAUCCAGCGCAGGUCCAUCGACAUCCCCUGGACAACGCGCGAUGUGACGCCUCUGGUGGAGAUCUACCGCCAGGUGAUGCUGCAAUUGAAGGGCCAGCAGGAGCAACAGGUCAUGGGCAUCCAGCAGCUGGUCGGCGAGACCGGACGCUUCCCCCAGCACUUGCUGCUGCCCCGUGGCAGGCCCGAGGGUCUGCCCAUGCAGCUUCUGGUCGUGGUCUCUCCUCUGGCUGAGCUGCCGGAGCAGGACAUCGUGCCCGACAUCACCAUUGGCAUCGGCGCCGCCUCCCUUCGGGAUGCCCGCCCAUUGGGUUAUCCCCUGGACCGGGUCAUCCACAACGAGCAGGAGCUCCUGCAGUUGACCAAUGUCCUGCUUAAGGAUGUGGUCAUCAUUCAGGAGAACUAA
Molecule: messenger RNA, 3060 nt
Organism: Drosophila teissieri
Lineage: Eukaryota; Metazoa; Arthropoda; Insecta; Diptera; Drosophilidae
Gene: Fbp1
Product: fat-body protein 1
Exons: 3
Coding region: 1-3060 (1019 amino acids)
Source: RefSeq, a predicted model, not a curated record